UCUUGUAUGCAGAGAAGUUCACAGGGUGAGUAGUGGGAUUGUGUAAGUCGUGACUGGGCAACUUGUAAGUCUCUACAGUGGUGACGACUUAUCCCUUUUAAUUUUUUUCAAAAUUAAAUGUCCCUUUUGAUAUUUUUCAUCAAAAAAAAAAAAAUCUUUUGAGCUCUGAACUCCUAAAAAUACUUUAUUUUUCUGAAAUUUAAAUUAAUUUUGUAAGUCCCUCUACUUUUUAACCUUAUCCCCAUAAUUUCUGAAAUUCGGCAUGGGCAACAUGGUAAAAUCAAAGAGGUAGCUUUUUCCUGAGUAGCCAGCUGUUGUUCAUGCCACUCAGCUCUCUGCUUUAGUAGUGCGACAAUUUUUGCUUCUCACAGUCCCUUCCCUGUGACCCAUUGUCCCUUCCGCAUCACAUCACAUUUUCAGUACGCUUCUGCUUGGCUAGUUUAUUGUGCUUCUCAGUAAUGGCAGAGGACUCUCUGUACACGUCGUUGGAUGAUAUUAUCAAGAAGAACAAACAACAGGGACAUGGGGGACGUCAUGAAAAGCGCCGCCGUGUUCGAUUUUAUGGUUCUGGGCCUUCUAGGACUGGACCAAGUCGCCGUUCCAUUAACCCUAGAAUGAUCCCCUACUCAAUGCCCCAGCGUCGUUUUACAGAGGGAGACGUGAAGAUGCUUGGAGAGGAUCAUGGGACCAAGCUGUUCGUAUCUAACCUCGAUUACGGGGUCUCCAACGAUGACAUCAGGCUGCUGUUUUCAGAUGUUGGUGAGCUUAAAGAAUAUGCGCUGCAUUAUGAUAACUCAGGCAGGUCAAAGGGAACUGCAGAAGUGGUCUUCACACAUCAGUCUGGUGCUUUAGCUGCUAUGCGUAGAUACAACAACAUACAGCUUGACGGUAGACCAAUGAAAAUUGAGGUGAUUGGGGUGAAUGUUCCAACUCAUCCAGUGCCUCAUUUUGCAUCAGAAAAUUUGCGAGGAAGUUUCCAGAGACCAGGAGGAGCAGCAUAUGAAAGGGCUCGUAUAGAAAGAAACCAUCAUAAACCUGUCUCAGCUACAGUUUCAAAAAAAACACCCGUCUCAGCUGAAGAUCUUGAUGCUGAUUUGGACAAGUAUCAUUCUGAUGCUAUGCACAUUUAAGUAAUUUCUCAUUAUUUUUGUCCUACGGCUGUUUGUUAACAUCCAAGAACGCAAGAGCCUCCUGUCCUACGUUGACAUCAUAUAAAUUAUAUGGUACAUAAAUAGCUAAAUACCCAGUUAUAUAAACUUAGCUCACUUUGUUUAGAGGUAAUCUGGAUAUACAUCUCUUCACUAUUAUAUCAUCUUGGCAAGAGGAUUUUACAUAAUUAUGGUGAUUGCACAAGCUUUUUCUUGCA
Capsicum annuum is the source of this 1366-nucleotide messenger RNA. RefSeq names its product THO complex subunit 4A. The record is from RefSeq and is a predicted model, not a curated record. Lineage: Eukaryota; Viridiplantae; Streptophyta; Magnoliopsida; Solanales; Solanaceae. Bases 459 to 1130 code for a protein of 223 amino acids. The transcript has 5 exons. Gene Ontology annotation, molecular function: mRNA binding. Gene Ontology annotation, cellular component: nucleus. Gene Ontology annotation, biological process: mRNA export from nucleus.